CUCAUUCUGCUGCCCUUCACAGUUAUAUAACCAUAGUGACCACAUCUUCCCUCUCAACCCUCUUUCACAGUGGGCAGAAAGGCUACACCAAGUCUCUUUCUACACACUUCUUUCUCUUCGAUCAUAACCUCUCCACCAUGUAGGGUAUAAAUACGCCCAUCUACAGUGCUGUUCCAUCAUGCACCCCAGCAUUCCCAAGCCUCUAACCAACAGACCUCAUCCUCGAACCACCCAUCUACCUUAACCUCCCUCACCCAACAAGAACCCCCCCGCAUCAAAAUGGCCACCCCAUCCCAAAAACCCCAAAGCUACACCACCCAAACAAUCGAACUAACCCUGCCCCCCCAGGACAAAACCACAGCCCGCACCCAGCGCCCCUGGUCCUACUGGGCCGAUCCGCACAUCCGAACCUACCUCGAAGCCAGCCAGUCCAACACCCAACCGAGCGCCCGCGAGACCGCCAAACUAUGGGCUCAGAUCCUCGGCCGCGCGCUUGUCUUUCCCUGCAGCAGCAGCAGCGACAGCCAGGCCCAGAACUACCGACUCCUCACCCGCCGAUUCAUCGAGUCGGCCACACAGAGCCCCCUGCCCUACGAGAUCAUCGAUCUCGUCAGCCCCCACCCGCAAAACGGGAAGGACAGCAUCGUCAUCCAGAUCAUCUGCCACGAUGCGACCACCGCACAGGCCAGUCCGGAGCUCCAGCUCCGCGAGAUCCGACAGCGCAAGCUGGCCCUCCUGCAGCAGCAGCUGGUGGCGGCGGACUCCGCGCUGCUGCCGGAGUUUGUGCUCGGGGUUGCGGUGGGGGGCCACGUGUGGUUCCAGAAUCUGCAGGGCGAGGAUGGGUGUCGGCGGGGGCUGUGUAAGGUGCUGUGUCUUGUGCAGGAUCGGAGGCGGGUGGAGGAGUGGCUGCGGUCGCUGCGGCGGACGUUGGGGGUGGUGGAUGAAUCUGAGGGGAGUUUCUUUGAUGAGGUUUCGGAGAGUGAGGAUGAGAAUGGGUGUUGUGAGAAUUGUGGGUUGACGAUGGCGUAGAUGGUACGUAUCUAGUAGUUAUUAGGGUUGAUUUUGAGGAUCAGGGUAAGAGACUAGGAGAGUAGAUGAGGAUGAUACGGUAGGUGGUAGCUUGGUCGAUGACCUUGGUUGGGUGGACUCGUUUGCAUUCACCUAUCGUGUGGUCGUGGCUUGACUGCUUGAUACUGACUGUAGAGCUCUACCUAGUAGUGGAUUGCACCUGCAGAGUAGCUAUGA
Aspergillus fijiensis CBS 313.89 is the source of this 1245-nucleotide messenger RNA. RefSeq lists its product as uncharacterized. NCBI's taxonomy places the organism in Eukaryota, Fungi, Ascomycota, Eurotiomycetes, Eurotiales, Aspergillaceae. The record is from RefSeq and is a predicted model, not a curated record. The transcript has a single exon. The coding region runs from base 280 to 1029 and encodes 249 amino acids.